Molecule: messenger RNA, 399 nt
Organism: Acaulospora morrowiae
Lineage: Eukaryota; Fungi; Glomeromycota; Glomeromycetes; Diversisporales; Acaulosporaceae
Source: the annotation of a GenBank genome assembly
AUGGGGUCUCUACUCGGCGUGCCCAGCGGAAUAACUUGUCUGUUCGCAACGUGCAACUAUUCCUGGAUCAAUGUUUUGAGUAACGAUGACCAUCGCAAGACACAACAUGAUUACAAAGACACAAACACAUGCGAGGGAGUUAAAAAUCGAAAGAGCUGCGUAUUUCCAGGAAAAGCCGCAGCACUCUUGGGUUUGCUGGCCUCCCUUAAACAAAUGCUCUUUUUUCACCGCACUAGACUGUUAAAAGUCAAUCCCAGGCGCACUUUGUGUAAAGGCGCCGUUGCUCGAAGACCUCAGACUCGAGUCGAAAGGGUAUCGCAUAUACAGCAUGAUAAUGAGAAAGGAUCCGGAAGAGGUCUUGGAAUUUGGAAAUUGUUUGUCUCUUGGAAUGAUACAUAA